GCCGGGGGAGGGGGCGGGGGAGGGCGGCGCCACCGGCCAAGCGGCGGCGCGUGCAGGAGCCGCCCAGCGGCAUGAUGGAGGAGGUGGCGGAGAUCGGUGAGGGCGGCGGCGGCGGUGAGGGGGUGGGGGAGGGGCCCCUGUCCGGCGCUGUUGAGGAGGAUGGAUCGCUGCCGAGCACCAGCAGCCGCCGCGGCGGCAGGAAGCAGGGCGGAAGGUCGUGCCACCAAUGCAAGAGGGUGAAGCCGCAGCCCGAGGAGAUGAUCAGGUGCCAGCUGUGCGGCGACAAGGUCUACUGCGCCACAUGCAUCAAGAACAAGUACCCGGAGAUGCAUGAUGCGGAGAUUAGAGAUGCAUGCCCUUUCUGUCGAAAAAUCUGCAACUGCACUCGUUGCAAUCGUAUUGCCGAGUCGGAUGGACCCAAGAACUCACUUAUCAGAAGAUGCAACAUCACUAGUUCAGUAAAACGGAAAGUGAGGCCUGCUGCCUCAGGUUUAAGAUUCAAGGUUGGUACUGCGGUGGCAUGGACAAAAACAAAUGAUCAGAUAGAGGCUAACAGUAGGAUAAACAACGAAUCUUCCAUAUUGUAUAAGGCAGAUACUCUAGAUGUCAAAGCUGAUGAGGUUGACGCAGAAACUAAAAACAAAUAUGCCAGCUACAUGCUACAUUACCUGGUUCCACAUUUAACUAAGCUGAACAAGGACCAGAUGAGUGAGAUGGAGAAGGAGGCUAAAAUUCAAAGAUUGGAAUUGUCACAGUUGACUGUAGAGCAGGCUGCUUGCCGGAAUGAUGAGAGAGUAUUCUGUGACAAUUGUAAAACUUCAAUCUUCGAUCUGCAUAGAAGCUGUCCAAACUGCUCAUAUGAAUUAUGCAUCAUCUGUUGUAAAGAGCUUCGUGAAGGCAAACUUAUGGGCUCUUGUGAGGAAGAACUGUUCUCUUAUCCUAAUAGAGGAUCAGACUACAUGCAUGGUGGUAAUGGUGAUCCAGUUUCAGAGUUGAUAAACUACAAAGAAACAUGCAUGUCUAGUGACCAAUCUAAUGACACAAAGUGGUGUGUUGAAUCUGACAUAAUUUAUUGCCCUCCAACUAAAAUUGGUGGAUGUGGUGGUAAACAUGCUCUUAAAUUGAAACAGAUAUUUUCAAAAGACUUGUUGAGUCAACUUGAAGUGAACGCUUUACAAAUGUGUAAGAAAUUAGAACUGUCUGAUAUUAUCAAUAGAGACACAUGUGAAUGCUUGUGUGCUACUGAUCAGGGAAGUUCAAGGAAAGCUGCCAGCAGAGAGAAUUCAAAUGAUAACUACAUAUACUGCCCUGUAUCAGGUAAUGGAAAGCCAGAUGAUCUCACACACUUCCAGAAGCAUUGGGUGAAAGGCGAGCCUGUAAUUGUUCAACAGGUGCUCCAGAAAAUGUCAUGUUUGAGUUGGGAGCCACCAGACAUGUGGUCUAAAGUACAUGGUACCAGCACUAGUCCUGAGAUGAAAAAUGUCAGGGCUAUUGAUUGUUUAUCUUGCUGUGAGGUUGAGAUAUGCACUCAGGAAUUCUUUGAUGGGUAUUAUGAUGGUCGGAUGUAUCAAAAUCUAUGGCCUGAAAUGCUUAAAUUGAAGGACUGGCCUACAUCAAAUCAUUUUGAAGAACUUUUGCCUUCUCAUGGAGUCAAAUACAUUGAUUCUUUGCCUUUUCAACCAUACACAAACUUGAAGUCUGGUUUGUUGAAUGUCUCAACAUUGCUUCCAGAUGACAUCUUAAAGCUUGACAUGGGACCAAAAUCAUAUAUAGCGUAUGGCUAUGCACAGGAACUGGGUAGAGGAGACUCUGUUACAAAGCUUCACUGCGAUUUGUCUGAUGCAGUUAACGUUUUGAUGCAUACUGCCAAAGUUGACCCUCCUGAGGAACAAAAAGAUGCAAUAAAAAGCUUGAAAAGAAUACAUACAGCGCAGAAUGAAAAGGAGUGUUUUGGGAAUGCUGCAACAGAUGGAAGUUAUACAUCUAAAAUCUGUGAGGAUGCAAAUGAUUUAUCCUCUUCUGAAAUCAGUGAAGUUGAUGAGGGAGGUGCCUUAUGGGAUAUUUUCAGGAGGGAAGAUGUCCCAAAACUGAAAAUGUACCUUGAAAAGCAUUGCAAGGAAUUUCGCCAUGUAUACUGUUCUCCAGUUCUAAAGGUAUCUAACUCUGUACAUGAUGAAACAUUUUAUCUAACAAAAGAACACAAAAGAAAGCUCAAGGAGGAGCAUGGAAUCGAGCCUUGGACAUUUGUGCAAAAGCUUGGGGAGGCAGUUUUCAUCCCUGCUGGGUGUCCUCACCAAGUACGGAAUCUUAAGUCCUGCACCAAGAUUGCCUUAGAUUUUGUAUCACCUGAGAACGUUAAGGAGUGUCUCAGCUUAACCGAGGACUUCCGAAGACUUCCUAAGAAUCACAGGGCCAAAGAAGACAAACUGGAGGUGAAUAAGAUGGUAAUAUAUGCCAUUGAUCAUAUCUUGAGGGAUCUUAAGAAAGAUCUCUGCCCUCCCGACGAAACGGAUUAGAUGGUAUACCAUGUAGAGAUAUCUAAGGUCAAUAAAUAAUAACUUUGCUAGGAAUUUUGUAUUUUGUUGUUAAACCUUCCUAGAAUCUGCGAAGGGAUUUUGAAUUGUACAAUAUAUAACCUUUACUGUGAGUGGUAAUCUAGCUAAUGUGAUAAAAUGUGAUAAAAUGGUACUCCAUUCACUUCCAAAUUUU
Messenger RNA from Oryza brachyantha (malo sina), 2709 nucleotides. RefSeq names its product lysine-specific demethylase JMJ25-like. Bases 72 to 2516 code for a protein of 814 amino acids. Gene Ontology annotation, molecular function: transcription coregulator activity; chromatin DNA binding; histone H3K9 demethylase activity. Lineage: Eukaryota; Viridiplantae; Streptophyta; Magnoliopsida; Poales; Poaceae. The transcript has 11 exons. Gene Ontology annotation, cellular component: histone deacetylase complex; chromatin. The record is from RefSeq and is a predicted model, not a curated record. Gene Ontology annotation, biological process: regulation of transcription by RNA polymerase II.